Molecule: messenger RNA, 1092 nt
Organism: Cladophialophora yegresii CBS 114405
Lineage: Eukaryota; Fungi; Ascomycota; Eurotiomycetes; Chaetothyriales; Herpotrichiellaceae
Exons: 1
Coding region: 1-1092 (363 amino acids)
Source: RefSeq, a predicted model, not a curated record
AUGUCCUCCCCAGCAAAGGACGUCUUCCUCAUCGGCCCCGGCCUCAUAGGAGCCGACCUGAUCGAGCUCCUCCUUCAAGACGACUACACCAUCACCACGCUGGUCCGUCGCUCAGAGCACGCCGAGCAGAUCAAGCAGCACUACCCGUCCGCAAAGAUCAUCAUCGGCACGCUCGACGACUUCGACCUGAUUCGCCAGCACACAGCCUCGCACAGUAUCACCAUCCACGCCGCGACGGCCGACCAUCUACCAUCCGUGGAGGCCGUGCUUGCGGGCGUGCGCGAGCGGGCCGCUGGGGGCCUACCCACGAUCUACAUCCACACCAGCGGCACGUCUUGUCUGGUAGACAAUUCGCGGGGCAUGUACAUCUCCGACAGGAUCUACUCGGACUCACGACCCGACGAGAUCGACGCCAUACCACCGGACGCACCACAUCGGGCGAUCGACCUGGCCAUCCUCGCCGCGCGCAAGCAACUCGCCACAAGAGCGAAGAUCAUCGUCAUCCUCCCGACGCUGGUGUACGGCGUGGGCAAACACAUCCCGCGCCUGUCCAUCCAAUUGCCCACCAUGACGCGGUUCGCGCUGAAGCAUGGCUUCGCGCCCGUCAUCGGCAAGGGGUUGUCGGUGCGGUGCAACAUCCACGUGCAAGACUUGGUGCGCGCGUACAUGGUCAUCUUGCGCUGGAUGGAGAGGAGCAGCGCCGAGGAGGUGCUCCGGAAUCCUUACUUUUUCUGCGAAAACGGCGAGGAGAUGUUAUGGAGGGAUGCCGCUGCGGAGAUUGGCAGGCAGUUGUACCAGGCCGGACGGAUCGAGGAUCCUGAACCGCGGAAUGUGCCAAAGGAGCUGUAUCCGGAUCUGUUUGGGCCGUAUUCGCCGACGACGGUGGGCGCAAAUUCGAGGAGUCGGGGAGACAGGUUGAGGGAGUUGGGAUGGAACCCGAGGGAGAAGAAUGUCCUGGCGUCGUUCCGGGAGGACGAGCUGCCUCUGUUGUUGGCGGAGAAUGAGCAGUUCAACGGGUACGCGGGCGUCGCGUCCUCUGGGACGCAUGUUUUGAAGAGUCUCGAAGAGUCUGGAUUGACAGCGAUGUCGUGA